This is a messenger RNA of Tuber aestivum (summer truffle), 832 nucleotides long. The record is from the annotation of a GenBank genome assembly. Lineage: Eukaryota; Fungi; Ascomycota; Pezizomycetes; Pezizales; Tuberaceae.
UUUCUCACACCUCGAAACAAUUUCCAUCCAAGCAGUCUUCACUACCGCUAAUUUACCACCCCAUCCAGCCCAAACACAAAGUCACAAUGGGUGGAAUGGGCGGCUUCGUACAUGCUCCCUUCCAAUACUGCCAGACUAACGCAGGCUAACAGAUUCCCCACAGCUCGGCGGCACCGUCCUCACGGGCUCAAUCGCAUACCUGACCCUCCGACAUCUAAACGCAAACACAAGAACACACUCAGCAUCCCUACGGGGAUCCCGCCAGAUCGCGGACUCGAUACUCCUUCCCAAGCAGAUCCCCAAGAACCGGGACCCGACACUCGAGCGACCGAGCUUUGUCGAGACAUUGAAGGAUGCGUGGAAUUGGGAGAUUGAGAAGAUUGUUCGCAGGGCACAGAGAUGGGAUAUGAGGAGCGCACGGGAGGGGGCGGAGGGCACAGUUGGGAACGUGGUGGAAAAGCUAAAGGGGCGGUCUAACUGAUUUGCUCGUGUGAUAUGCCGUGCAUGUGUAGGAGGGGGGUGCACGGUGGAGACGAGUGCGAAUUGUGAGGUAUUUGGAUCGAUGGCGUUGAAGUGACUAUGAUUUCUCUCUGCAGUAGGGUCUGUAUGUGCGCUUUGUUUUCUGUUUUCUCUCUCUCUCUUUAGAUAGCGAAUAUCCCCCCCUCGGCAGAAGCAAAGACCUGGUUUCACGUUGUGAUGCUCCCUUCUCCACUUGUCAAAGUGUAGCUGCUUUUAUUCCGGCACUCUCACCAAGGGUUUUGGGGAGUUGGCUUGUGUCAUAUUUGUGGUGGAUUCCAUUUCCUUCAUAACGGAUUUUGAAGUUGUACAAAAC